Molecule: messenger RNA, 471 nt
Organism: Entamoeba nuttalli P19
Lineage: Eukaryota; Evosea; Mastigamoebida; Endamoebidae
Exons: 1
Coding region: 1-471 (156 amino acids)
Source: RefSeq, a predicted model, not a curated record
AUGGAACAACUUCCUUUUUCUUUUAACUCUGAAAAUGUUACAGUUUUAUUUGACUCUGAUAGAUUUGGGUUUUCAAAGAAUUAUUUAUAUAAAUUAAUUUAUAAGAAAAAAAACAUGUUCUUUUUAGUCUUUGUUGAAGGAAUGAAGCCAAUUGGGUUUUAUGUGGAUAGUCUCUUUUUAGAUGAGUGGUUUCACGUAGACAGUUUUUCUAUUAUUGAAUUUGUAGACCAAUCUAAUUUCUGUUGUCAUAUUCACAAAUCCAUUUAUGACACACUUCUUUUCAAUAAAAAAAAUAAGUUUAUGUUUGGGGUUCAUGGCCUUUUUGGAUUGAAGGUGACAAAGAGGUUUAGUUCAAAUAUUAUAACUUGGGACAAUGAAAGAAUGAAGUCAGAAUAUCCAACAGUAGAUUUCUUUAAGCCAACAACAAAGUACCCAGUUGUUCGACUUCUUGUGUUAUUACAAAAUGAAUAA